This is a messenger RNA of Schistocerca nitens (vagrant locust), 1263 nucleotides long. RefSeq names its product solute carrier family 2, facilitated glucose transporter member 6-like. Bases 1 to 1263 code for a protein of 420 amino acids. Gene Ontology annotation, molecular function: transmembrane transporter activity. Gene Ontology annotation, biological process: transmembrane transport. The transcript is spliced from 5 exons. Gene Ontology annotation, cellular component: membrane. NCBI's taxonomy places the organism in Eukaryota, Metazoa, Arthropoda, Insecta, Orthoptera, Acrididae. The record is from RefSeq and is a predicted model, not a curated record.
AUGGAGAUCUUCACAGCAUCACUGGCUUGCUUGAACGCGGGGCUGCUGGUGGGCUGGAGCUCGCCCGUGCUGCCACAUCUGAUGAGCAAUGCGUCGCACAUCGCCGUCUCGGCGGAUGAGAGCUCGUGGCUGGGGUCGGUGGGACUUCUUAGUAUGGUGGCGCCCUCGCUGCUGGCCGCCGUCCUAGUGGACAUCGUGGGCCGCCGAAGGCUGCUGCUGGCCGCCGCACCGCCCUUCCUGGUGAGCGCCGUCUGGCAGCGGUUCGCCUCCACCUACUGGGAGCUGCUCACCGCCCUCUGCAUAGGCAGCAUCGGCACCGGCAUCAGCAUCACUACAAUGCCGGUGUACGCAGUUGAAAUUGCGCAGGAUCACACGAGAGGACGGCUGGUGGCAUUCGGUCCACUCAUGAUGAGCGUUGGAGCUCUUCUGAUGACGAUCGUUUCACUCAACGUCUCCUUCUUCUCAGUGACUGAAUUCAUGAUGGCGUGUAGUACUUUGUUUGUGGCGAUUUUCUGGUGGAUGCCAGAAAGUCCCUACUUCCUGGUGGCCAAGCACCGCAAAGAAGAGGCCCUGAAAGCACUGAUGAAGUUGCGGGGAACGUAUUCUGCGGACGAUGCUCUGGACGAGGUACAGCAAAUCCAGAGGGCUGUAGACGAGCGCACACAGCGCGAGAUCAGCGCGGCGGACUCCCUGAGGGAGCUGCGGAAGGACGCCGGCGCUAGAAGGGCUUUUCUGAACACGGGUGGACAACCACGAAAUGCACUGCUGCAGGUGUCUCUGGCUGUCUCUGCGCUGGUGGCACUGUGCGGCUGCGACCCACUGCUGUCGUCCUCGACCAGCUUCCUGGAGGACAGCGGCAGCCCGCUGGACCCCGGUCAGUCCGCGGCGGCGACGAGCGCCGUGCGGGCGGCGUCGGCCUGCGCCUGCCUGCUGCUGGUGUCCUUCGACAUGGGAGGCUACCCGCUGGUGUGGGUGCUGCCAAACGACCUGAUGCCGGCGUCAGCGCGGGCCCUGUGCAACUCGUGCGUCUUCGUCGUGAGCUCAGCGCUGGCCUUCACCCUCACUAAGCUGGCUCAAGUCGUCUCAGAUGCUGGAGCGCCUUUCGCGCCCUUCUGGGUCUUCACUGCUUGCGCCUUGGCUGGGUUCUCCUUCACAUGGUAUUUUAUUCCCGAAACCAAAGGUCGCUCGCUGAUGGAUAUCUCCUCCGAGAUGAACAUCAAAGCGCUUGGACGCCCGCCUAACAAACGUUAUCACUGUCUCUAG